AUGUUCUCAAUCGAGGGUGACCAUGACGCCUUGGAUGAGAGUGAUCGUCUGGACAAGGAAUGGUAUGAGAGUUUACUGGAGACAGACACGCAACAAGUCAUCUCCCGCUUCGUCGCGAAGCACCGAAAGGGAGUUCCCACAGAGGUUCGCGCUUUAGAAGCUGGUGGACUCAAUGCUUUACUCCGCGUUCAGUUUAUAGAUGGCGCUUCGGCUGUGAUACGAUUUACAAAGCCUGGAAAGACUAUGUUUCCAGAGGAAAAGAUUCGAAUCGAAGUCGCCACGACAAGAUCACACAUUCCAGGCUUGUCGAAAGACAUCGCGCCAGUCCUAGACCCAAAUAUUGACGAAACGAAACUCGAAGGUCUAUAUCGCCAGGUGUCAGGUGUUCUGCUACAGCUCUCAAGAUUGGAAUUCCCUUUGAUAGGGGCUCUAGAAGAAAUUGAUGAAUGGCAGUGGGAAGUGCGAACCCGCCCGCUGUCGAUGCCACUAAAUGAGCUGGUACGAAGAGGGACUUUUCCCCGGGCAAAGCUGCCUGCCGGCUCCUUUCAGAGCUCAUCGAAAUACUUUGAGAGUCUCGCAUCACUACACGUUGACCACCUCUUUCAUCAAAGGAAUGACGUCGUCGAGUCAGAGACCGAUUGUCGGCGCAAAUACACGGCAAGGAAACUCUUCCAGAAACUUGCCAGGGAGAAGAAACUUAUCCCAGACAGUCACGGGCCUUUCAAGUUUUGGUGCGACGGUUUGCGACCGUCUAAUAUCCUCCUCAAUGAUCAAUUGGAGAUUGCAGCCGUGAUUGACUGGGAAUUUUCUUACGCCGCCCCGUGCGAAUAUACAUAUUCUCCUCCUUGGUGGCUACUAAUCGAGCGGCCCGAAUUCUGGCAUGAUGGACUAGCAGACUGGACUGAAAAGUACGAGCGCCGGCUGAAAACCUUCUUAAAGGUCAUGACGGAAACCGAGGACGCUGGCAUCGCCGCUGGGCAGCUCCGUGAGGACCAGCGACUUUCCAGGAGGAUGCGCGAGAGCUGGGAUAGCGGCGAGUUUUGGACCGUCUAUGCAACGCGAGAAAGCUUCGGGUUUGACGACGUGUACUGGGCGAAGCUGGACCAUCAGUUCUUUGGGCCGCACGAGGGAAAGCUGGAGGAUGCAUGGAUGCAUAGAUUGGGGCUGCUGGAUGAGCAAACGAGAGCGGGCAUGGAGCCUCUCGUAGCGAAGAAAUUGGAGGAAAUGAAGACUCGGCAGUUGGCAUGGGAGCCAGACGAAUGA
This is a messenger RNA of Beauveria bassiana ARSEF 2860, 1263 nucleotides long. Its product is annotated as phosphotransferase family protein. The transcript is spliced from 2 exons. NCBI's taxonomy places the organism in Eukaryota, Fungi, Ascomycota, Sordariomycetes, Hypocreales, Cordycipitaceae. The coding region runs from base 1 to 1263 and encodes 420 amino acids. The record is from RefSeq and is a predicted model, not a curated record.